This is a messenger RNA of Gigantopelta aegis, 6621 nucleotides long. RefSeq names its product nicotinamide phosphoribosyltransferase-like. The coding region runs from base 95 to 1531 and encodes 478 amino acids. Gene Ontology annotation, biological process: NAD+ biosynthetic process. Lineage: Eukaryota; Metazoa; Mollusca; Gastropoda; Neomphalida; Peltospiridae. The record is from RefSeq and is a predicted model, not a curated record. The transcript has 9 exons. Gene Ontology annotation, molecular function: nicotinamide phosphoribosyltransferase activity.
AUAAACUGGAAAAUGAAAGUUGUGGGUCUAAUUUCUAAGUACAUUUUGGUUUAGGUACAAAAAGGCAAUACGUCACGAAAAAGUAGCGUUCAAAAUGGCGGGGUUUCCAGCAGGUGGCACGGACAAUAUUCUUCUGGUUACUGAUUCUUACAAGGUGACACAUCAUAUGCAGUAUCCCCCGAAUACGACAACUGUAUACUCGUACUUUGAAAGCCGAGGUGGCAAGUUCCCGAACACUGUGUUCUUUGGACUGCAGUACAUUCUGAAGAGAUGGCUCACUGGACAGGUGAUCACGCUCGCCAAGAUAGAAGAAGCAAAAGAACUCUACACAAGGCACUUCGGCAAAGAUCUCUUCAAUGAAGAAGGAUGGAAAUAUAUUCUUGAGCAUCAUAAUGGCUACCUACCUCUGAGGAUUAAAGCUGUACCAGAGGGAUCGGUUAUUCCUUACAAGAACGUUCUCAUGACGGUCGAAAACACAGACCCAAAGUGUUUCUGGCUCACAAACUAUUUUGAGACUCUUUUGGUGCAGGUUUGGUAUCCCAUGACGGUUGCGACAAAUUCGCGGUACCAAAAAGAAAUCAUUGCAAGUUACCUUGAUGAGACUGCAGACAAUCUUGCUGGUUUACCAUUCAAGCUUCACGACUUUGGAUUCCGAGGAUCAACAUCAGUUGAGUCUGCAGGGAUUGGGGGAAUGUCUCACCUUGUUAACUUCAUGGGCACGGACACUAUUGCAAGCAUCACGACAGCCAGAACCUACUACGGUUGUCCCAUGGCAGGAUUCUCCAUCCCAGCAGCAGAACACAGUACAAUCACCACAUGGGGAAAAGAUGACGAGGUGGCUGCAUUUAGAAACAUGUUGGAGCGUUUUCCCGACGGCCUCAUGGCGUGUGUUAGCGACAGUUACGACAUUUGGAAUGCCUGUGAGAACGUGUGGGGCAAGGAGCUCAAAGAACUGGUUAUAGCUCGGGGAAAACACAACGGCACAUUGGUGGUCAGACCAGACUCGGGGGACCCACCUGAAGUAGUCAUUAAGGUUCUGAAUAUUUUUGGAGCAAUCUUUGGUACGUCUGAGAACUCGAAAGGCUACAAGAUGUUGCCUCCGUACCUGCGCGUGAUCCAGGGAGACGGGAUCAGCUACGAAACACUCGAAUCGAUCCUGUCACGCAUGAAGGAGAACAAGUGGAGCGCGGAGAACCUAGCAUUUGGCAGUGGUGGCGCUCUGCUUCAGAGACUCAACCGCGACACACAGAAGUGUGCGUUCAAGUGUAGCUUUGCUGUUGUAGAUGGAAAACAGGUGAAUGUCUUCAAGGAUCCUAUAACGGACCACGGUAAGAAGAGCAAGAAAGGUCGUUUGACUUUAGAAAAAACUAAAGACGGAUAUGCCACAAUGGAGGAAGGACAUGGGGAUCCCAAGAAGGACUUGCUGGUAACUGUGUUUGAAAAUGGAAAACUACUCAAAGACUACUCAUUUGAUGAAGUUCGACAGAAUGCUGAGCUAGAUUUAGUAAAACAAAGAAAGUCGUCCCAAUAAAUACAUGUGUUGUAUAACCUGUGUGUAUGGAUGUCUGCGCAUUGGACUCUUAACUGAAUACAAGAUUCACACCACAUUCAUGCAGUUAUUUCUUAGACAAGCUGCACUAAAGAACCAAACUUCAUGUAUAAUGUUAUAAAGGGAGUGAAGAGACAGUUUUUAUAUUUAAAAACAUUUUUUACUUACUUUUUUUUCUUCUGUCUGUGGAAUUGAUAUUUGCAAUGUCUUUUACAAGUAUAACGGAUUUUGACCAUUUUUCUUACUGUGUAGAAUUGGUAUUAAUACUUUUGUACCUGUAAAAUUGAAAAUUCUUGUAGAAGUCACAGUGAGUAUUUCUUACCUGUAGAACUGACAAUGACCAUUUCUUACCUGUAGAACUAAUCUGAACGACAAAACCGUAAUACAUGAUCAGGGUGAUAUCUCUGUACAAUGCAGAGUCGAAUGAGCAUUUGGCAAAAUAGUGGAUGAUUCCAUGAAUCUCUUUCCAGUAUGUUGUCUAUAGGAUGAUAGCCACUGGAAAUUUCAUCCAUCUUGCAUGGCCACAAAGACGACAGCCAAUCCCAGACUAGUAAAUCAAAACUAGCACCGGACGGAGCUCAUUAGAAUAAGUACAGCUGUGAUGACAUGCACUCAUGAACCACUGUCAUAACUGAUGAUAACAGGUGGUCGAUAAGCAUGAGCAUAUCCUGCCCCACUGAUGGCACCCGUCAUGAGUACUGCCACCACAACUGUCGACAAACUAACAACAACCAUAUCUUACUGUAACGCUGACAACAACCAUAUCUUACUGUAACGCUGACAACAACCAUUUCUUACUGUAAAGCUGACAACAACCAUUUCUUACUGUAACGCUGACAACAACCAUUUCUUACUGUAACGCUGACAACAACCAUUUCUUACUGUAACGCUGACAACAACCAUUUCUUACUGUAAAGCUGACAACAACCAUUUCUUACUGUAACGCUGACAACAACAAUAUCUUACUGUAACGCUGACAACAACCAUUUCUUACUGUAAAGCUGACAACAACCAUUUCUUACUGUAACGCUGACAACAACCAUUUCUUACUGUAAAGCUGACAACAACCAUUUCUUACUGUAACGCUGACAACAACCAUUUCUUACUGUAAAGCUGACAACAACCAUUUCUUACUGUAAAGCUGACAACAACCAUUUCUUACUGUAAUGCUGACAACCAUUUCUUACUGUAACGCUGACAACAACCAUUUCUUACUGUAAAGCUGACAACGACCAUUUCUUACUGUAAAGCUGACAAAGACCAUUUCUUACUGUAAAGCUGACAAAUAACAUUUCUUACUGUAAAGCUGACAAAGACCAUUUCUUACUAUAAAGCUGACAAAGACCAUUUCUUACUGUAAAGCUGACAAAUAACAUUUCUUGCUGUAAAGCUAACAGUUUGUGACUUUUCCUGUAGAAGUGACUUUGACUCCUUCACUAAUGUGGAUCUUAUGACAAUGACCAUUUCAUUCACAUUGAUUUUACCUGUAGUACCAACAGAUAUUGUUAGUCUGUUUCUUAAUAUAUCUUUGUGACUGUAAAGUGUAAUUUACUUUCCUUAGGUCGACAAAAGUCACUUUUUCACACGCUUGUUUUGGCUUCGUACACAAUGAAUAUAGCAUCUCUCUCCAUACUUUCACUUCAAAUCAAUGGUAAAAAAAUGUAAUUACAAGAUUAGUAAUGUUAAAAAAAAAAAAAAUUAAUAGGAAUUUUUCCAGUGUUCUUAAAAUGGAAAUGUCAUGUAGCCCCGUUUAUUGUUAUUGUAAGAUGUAAAGUGAUGUCAUUGGAAUACAAAAUUAGAUGUAUUAUUAUCAUGCUUCUUCGCUACAUUAAAACAAAAACUGGUCUACUAAUGACCCCUGUCAAAAUUCUAUAACGAGUAGACAAUGCUGUGUACAAGUUGAUAUGUUUUAAUUUUUCAUAAUUCUGGACAAAAUAUUGUUUAAGUUUAAAAAGAUGGAAAAAAACCAAAAAACUUUUCAUCAAAUAUAUCAUUAAAAAAUCACUGUUAGAUAUGUUAUAUUUAUUGUGUACGAAGCCAAAACAAGGGUGCGAAGAGUGACUGUCGUCGACCUUAAUAAUGUUACAUAAUUACAAGUGUGUUUGUAUUUCACACUCGGAUGUUAUCCAUACAUCAUCUACAAAGAACUUAUUAUUUUUCGCUGAUCUCACACCAGUACCAUAAUACAUGAAAACAGAUCACGUUUAUACAGUGCUAUUAGUAUACUAGUAUUUAUGUCAUAGUGUGUUUAUAAUGUUAAUGCCAACGUCUUAAAUUCUUUUAGUGACACAUGAUUCAAUAUGUCCCAUGAAAAGAUUAUGGCACCCGUCAUAAGUACUAACAUUUAUUAUAGGUGAAUAUGCCUAUUUAUUUUAGAUGAAUAUGCCUAUUAUGUAGUUUGCAACAGGAUUACUAGAUGUCAGUUUGUUUAGACAUGCUUAAGAAAUUGAUUUUGCUUAACUUGCACAUAUAUUACUGUGAUUUUUAGGACUUUAACAUAAACAUAAUUUUUCUUUAACUAGUUAUUUGCCAGUAUUCGAUCAUUGAUGCACAGGAGGUAAAUAUGCUUGUAGAUAUUUGUUCUAUUUUUCAGUUUAUUUUUAAUGUAUCGGUUAAUAAUUCAAGACAAUCAUAAAAUACUGAUGCAGGUCUUUGAGAAUUAAUUUUUUUCUUAAAAACAAACUGAUGUAACCCAUUUAAUUUUUGUGUACCCCAUCAUAACCAUGUAAACGAUGUCCUAAAUUUAAUACCUCAACAAAAAUUGAGAAACUGAUUUGUGUCCAGUGUGAGCAAUGUGUGAAUAAAACUGUCAAUGUUGCCGUUUUCCGAGGCCUGUGAUGUAUGCUAGUAUUUUUGUCAUACUACUGGAUAGCAUACUUUGGGUGAUCACACAAUUCCUGUACCUUUGUUUGGGGUUUGUACACAAGAAAUAUUACAUAUCCAACAGUAUUAAAUAAUUUUUAUAUAUUUCAUGAAUGGUACUUGUUUGUCUCCCCUUGAUGAAGUGAAAAGAUGAAAUUGAGAUCUUACUUUUCUUAAAGUAGUGACCGUGUCAAGUUUUGUAUUUAGCUCAGUCUUAUAGUUUCGUGUUCGCUCCAUUUCUUCACUAACUGACAAUCGUGGAUCAAUAGUUGCAGUUUUGAAUAUUUAUCUCAACUAGUGUUAAAAUAUUUAUUUUUAUUAUUUAUUUUUUUUGGACAUGUAUCAUGAUGAACAUCUGUGGGUGGAACUAUCAGUGACACCGAAUUUGUGGUAGGCGAAAAAUUUCAUUCUACAGAAUUUUACUUUCAUCUUUUCUAACCUAAACUUAAUAUCUUGUCAACAGUUAUGUAAAUAGAAGUAUCUGCUUAAAUAGGGGUUAAGAUAAGUUGAUUUCUUUUUUGGUGAAGCAUAGUAAUAAUAUAGAUGUUUUUAAUUUGUGUGACGUCAGAAUUCAUAUGGCAUCACUUUGCAUCUCCCUACAAUAAUAAUAAACUGGGUGCAUGACGGUUCCAUUUUCAGAAUGCUGGAAAACUUUUAUUGCAAAAAUUGCUAUUAAAAAUCUUUUAUUCAAAGAUUACUAAUGCAUCUAAUUGUGAUUGAAGAAAAUAUUGUCCUUAAUUUUUUUUUUAUACCAUUUAUGAAAUAUAAAUAUGAAGUGAAAUUAUUAUAUGACAUGUUAUAUUUAUUGUGUAUGAAGAAAAACGAUGUUGAGGAAUUGUCUGUCAUUGAUGUUAGUUUUUAUGUCAUAACAUGUACACUAAAAUGUAAGAUAGUAUAUCGGUAUACCAUCCAGUACUAUUUGUCUUUAGAUCUUGGCAGUAUAUGAUGAUAUAACAGGUCAAGUCAACUUAGGUUUUCACUUCACCCAGCUGAUUGGGUUAGCCAAGUUCGAUACUUCAGGUAUGUACACGUGUUUUGUUCUGCUGAGAAACGCAUAUUAAAGGUUUGUUUGCCCCUAUGUGUACUCUAUUCACAGUUAACAGUAUGAGGGUAAUGACAACACCAAGCCGACUGUCUAUUCAGAGGUAGUGCUCAACUCUUGGGUCUGACAUACUGUGCAUCUUGUUGAUAAUAUUGUCAUACUUGUGGUGCUUUAUGAGAAUGGCAGUUUGCUGCAACCAAUUUUUUUAAGCUUUGUAUUUUAUUUUCAUGUAUGCUUAAGAGUUCAAACAUGCUGUCCUGUCCAGAUUGGGCGAGUGUUUAGAGAGAGAGACAAUGGAAUAGUGGCCUCCCACCUCCCAUUGUGUUGGUGGAACCCCCUCUGUGUGGGAAGUAGUACUGUGGUGCGAACCCAUUACCUGCUGUUCUUAAACAUGCUAUGUCUAAGUUGCAAUAAUGGUGGUUCCCAACAAAAAUAUUUAUCUAUUUUCGCUUUGAAACGUAAAGUUUAUACCUUGAGCUAUAUGCCCUUUAAAUUGCAACCCAAUAAUUUCAUUUACAUGUGGAUUUUUAUUCUUAGGGGGAAUCGUGACAGUGUUAUAUACAUUAACUAGUGACGACACUGUUUUAUGCGUACACAUUCAACACACUAAGUUUACACAGAAUGUUUUGCGGUUAACUGUCGAGAAAAAUAAAAAUGGUAGCCAUGCUAUAUUUAGCCACAAAUUAUUCGGGAGACCCCUCUUAUUGUCCAGUGCAAGACUUUUUAAAAUUAUUAUUCUGGAGUUAAUUAUGGAACAAUUAUGUGUGGGAUAGAAUUAAUUUGUAGUUAUAUAUUACAAAUAAAUUUGAAAAUAAAGAAAUAUUGUAAUGUCAAUUUUGACAUAGGACCUUUAAGGCCAGUGACCUAACCACUAUGUGUCUGAUGCCUGUGACUACGUUGGCUACUUCCAAUUACAGUUAUUCAGGAGGAGAUAACCUGGGUGGGUGGAGGUGACUGGAGAUCUUUAUUUUAUGUCUGGUGGACCUGCGACAUGUUCUCUCCUGUGCAUCCAUGGUUUAAAAGGGGCGAGGCGUAGGCCCGGUGGUACAGUGCUCGCUUGAUGCGUGGUCGGUUUGGGAUCGAUCCCUGUCGGGCCCAUUGGGCUAUUUCUUGCUCCAGCCAGUACAUCAAAGGCUGUGGUAUAUGCUAUCCUGUCUGGGAUGGUGCA